AUGGCGUCCCCAGCCGCAUGUGGCAAUAAAAGUAUCCUACUCAUUGGAUUAACUGUUGUUGUUUUGUCUUUUGUUUGUUUCACUGAUGGAUUUGCUAGCCAGAGGAAGAAAAUUUUGGACCCAAAAAAAACAUACGAUGUGUUGGAAAAACCUGAACCAGCAAAAGAGGAUGAAAAUUACGUAACGUAUUACGACAACGGAACGUGCGGUCUGCCUUAUCAUUUUGUAGAUGAGAGUUUAGUCGAAUACGAAGCAAAAAAUGUAAUUGGCCUAGAUAAAGCUACCAAAGCGAUGAAACUCGGUACAAGUUUUGCCGUCAUUUGGACCUUCAAGACCACAGAAUAUUCGACCACCUUGUUCCGAAUGUUUGACAAUGACCAAAAUUUAUCUUUCCAGGUGAAAUAUGAAUCUCCGAGGAAAAUUGGUGUCUUCUACCGGGAGAAGAAAAAACCAGGGCGUUGGAUAACGAAUAGCAAGCCCACACCUCUUCCACUCAACAGUGACCACUUCCACACGGCCAUGGUUGUUUUCAACAAUGGCGACGUAUCCUUCCACGUGAACUGCUCUCUCGUUGACGAAGUGAAAAUCAAGAAAGGGUACAAAGCCAAUCAGCUGGACAUCGGCUCAAGCUCAUUGUACCAGUUCGGAGGGACUUUAUCAGUGGAGACAGGAGAGAGAUAUGAUACGUUGAACGUAGUUGAACACGGGCCCCAAGGACCGCCUGGACCCAAAGGGGAAACGGGAUAUCCAGGUAGAGAUGGCUUUCCCGGAUCCAUCGGACUUCCAGGUCCUUCCGGUCAUGUCGUCAUCAUUCCCCUAGCCUUGAGAGAUAGUGCGAAGGGACCGUCCUACGAACUUGAAACUCUCAAAAGCAGGAUUGAUAAUCACAUGUUAGCUCUGAACGGAGCUCCAGGAGGGCAGGGAUUCACGGGAUUGCCCGGACAGCCUGGUGACCAGGGACUGCCAGGCACAAGGGGGGAGAUUGGAGAGCAGGGAGAACAAGGACCAUCAGGCCCACGUGGGUCCCCUGGAAUUCCCGGGCCAUCUGGAAAAACUGGAGCUAUUGGAAACACUGGCGAAAGAGGAGCGCCCGGAGUUCAGGGACUGCCUGGUGACGCCGGAUUUGUGGGACCGCAGGGGUUGUGCGGUGUCAAGGGACAGAGGGGUGCCCAAGGACCAGUUGGUCAAACUGGACAAGUUGGAAAAGACGGAGAAAUUGGACACGCUGGGCCACAAGGACCACCCGGACCUCCUGGAGAGCAUGGUCCAAGAGGUUACAUUGGGAGCGCUGGUCCACCCGGAAUUCCAGGACUUCCUGGAGUGCCCGGAUCUGAGGGACCCGCUGGACAGAAAGGAAGUGCUGGACCCAUUGGAUUGCCCGGAAAAGCAGGAUCUAUCGGAUCGCCAGGAGCAGUAGGAUCUCCAGGAUCGCCAGGUCCCAACGGAUUGACGGGACCUCAAGGAGCCGUUGGAAAGCCAGGAAAGCCUGGAAUGCCAGGAAUCGAAGGACCGCAGGGGCUGGAUGGCAUGCAGGGACCAGCCGGGGAGAAGGGAGAGACAGGCCCAGCAGGAAUGAUUGGCGCUCCGGGAUUUGCCGGUGCCCCAGGAGCCAAAGGAGAUAUUGGUCAGAGAGGACCCAGAGGAAACACCGGCGAACAGGGUUAUCCAGGAGUAGAUGGGAUACGAGGAGAGACUGGGCGACCAGGUGAGAAGGGGGAGAAGGGAGACAGGGGAGUGCCCGGAGACCAAGGUCCCAGCGGACCAAAGGGAGCCAUCGGAGGACGUGGCAAGCCCGGUUUGCUUGGCGCCAGAGGAGAGAAGGGUCACCAAGGUGAGGCCGGUUUUCCCGGGGUGCCUGGAGCCCCUGGAGAGAAGGGCAACCGAGGCAACCAGGGAGAUUUUGGAAAAGAAGGAGCCAAAGGAAACAGAGGUCCAGUCGGUCAAGCAGGAGAACGUGGACUUCUCGGACCACAGGGAGCUAGAGGACCACGAGGCAAGGCAGGACCGACAGGCAACCCAGGACCCAAAGGGGACAUUGGCCCUCAAGGUCUGCAGGGGCCUCAAGGAGAGCAAGGAACUCAGGGACCACAGGGACCCGUCGGUUUCCAAGGACCUCAGGGACCAACCGGUCCCCAAGGAAAGGAUGGGGCUGCCGGAUUCCCCGGAGAACGUGGAGAAGCAGGUAUUCCAGGUGCUCCAGGUCAAGUUGGUCCAGUCGGACAAGUCGGACAACCCGGACCCCCAGGAGAGCAUGGACUUCUGGGAGAGAGGGGACAGCAGGGAUAUCCCGGUCCAGCUGGUGUGAGGGGAAGUCCAGGAGAGACAGGAAAGGAAGGACCAGCUGGCCCAGCAGGACUUCUUGGUUUGCCGGGAUCACCCGGUCAGGCAGGUCCAAGAGGAUUCCCAGGAAAGAGAGGACUGCCAGGACUCCAGGGAACAACAGGAUUGAUAGGAGAACCAGGACAGUUCGGCCAUCCAGGUCGCCAGGGAGAGAAGGGGGCAUGGGGUGUUCCAGGAGAGGCCGGCCCGCAAGGAGCUCCCGGCAGACCGGGCCAGCCAGGACCGUACGGGCCAGCCGGAGGGAAGGGAGACACUGGCGAGCCAGGACCCACCGGCAAUCCAGGUAAAGAUGGAGAAGUUGGCCUACCCGGAGCUGAGGGAGCACCAGGACCCGUCGGAAGACCUGGAGUCAUCGGAGAAAAAGGUGAUGUUGGCAAACAUGGAAUGAAAGGAGAGAAGGGAGACGCCGGUGAAUAUGGCCCGCCAGGCUUCCCAGGUGCCCCCGGAGUACCAGGCCCCCAUGGACCUGAUGGACCUCAGGGAGACCAGGGCGAGAGGGGGAUCCCCGGUAUUGCCGGUAUCAAGGGUAACGAGGGACCACGUGGAUUCAGGGGACCAGCGGGUCUUCCUGGAGUUCAGGGCCCACCAGGUGCGCCAGGAAGCAAAGGAGAUCCAGGAGAGACAGGACCUGCUGGAGCCGUGGGACAGACGGGACCAGCCGGACCAACCGGAGCCACAGGAGCACCUGGAGCGCCGGGAGAGCCAGGGCCAGCAGGGCCAGAUGGGAAGCAGGGACAGAGAGGAGACCCAGGACUGGAGGGGGCACCUGGACCUGCUGGCGCCGAUGGAGCCUCUGGACCUCCAGGAGUGGAUGGAGCUAAGGGGGAUGCAGGCCCAACGGGAGCACAGGGCCCGCCAGGACCCGCUGGUGCCAGAGGAAAAGUCGGAGGAAAGGGUGAUCCAGGUCAGGUUGGAUUCCCAGGAGUUCCUGGACAUGCUGGUUCUCCAGGAGAAAAAGGUGAACCAGGUGCUCCGGGAAGAGCCGGCAAGCCCCAGAAACUUGGCAAGCCCGGUCCCGUUGGCAUCGCAGGAGACCCUGGACCGCCCGGACCUGCCGGGAAAGAAGGACCACCAGGGCCUCAAGGUCCACAGGGAGAGAAUGGACCAGUCGGGCCGAAGGGUGAUCGAGGAGAGACAGGGUUGGCCGGAGAGAGGGGACCGGAUGGAGCCGAAGGUACCCCAGGUAGAGUGGGGCCCAGAGGUGAAAAGGGCCAGCCAGGAGCCAUGGGUGAGCCAGGAAGCACAGGAGUACCUGGAGCUGCUGGAAAAGAAGGACCAGCUGGCCCGCUUGGACCAGCCGGCCCCAAAGGAGAUCAGGGGAAGAGGGGCGAUAGGGGUCACCAAGGUACACUGGGGCCCACAGGCCUACCGGGUCCGGUUGGACAGAAGGGAGACAUCGGGCCGAGUGGACUUGAGGGAACAGCCGGAGAGAAGGGGGUCCAGGGUGCCGAUGGAAUUGUCGGACAAAAAGGAGAUCCAGGAGAGCUUGGACCUCCCGGACCUCCAGGACCUCCAGGAGCACCGGGACCUGCAGAAGACGACUUCGAAGCCAUCCAGUACUUCUUCGGUCACGACUACACAGACUUGGAAGAUGAGGACGAAGAUGAAGAUGACGAAGAAAACGGCGAUGAAGACGACGAUGACGACGAAACUCAAGACACCGAGCCACUCAAAGAAGGAGAAGCCAUCAGAAGCAAAAGGUCCGUCAAUGGCAAGCAGCAACGUGCAAGACAGAGAAGGUCUACCACUGAAGCUCCCACCACCACUUCAACAACCACAGAAGCACCAAGCUCCAGAAGUAAAGACAGACUCACUGAAGAGAAAAAAAUUACUCUGGCAGCUGCCCAAGUAUUAAAUGUUGUUGUCGAUUUACGCGAAGAAAUCAAAGCUUAUAAAGAGCCAACUGGAACCAAGGCUCAACCUGCCAGGUCUUGCAGGGACAUCAAACUUGUUAGACCUGACAGCGAAGAUGGUUGGUACUGGGUGGAUCCAGAUCUGGGCAACCCCAACAACGCCAUUCAUGUCUACUGCAACAUGUCGACCAACGGACAAACCUGCGUGUACCCACAGACACCAUCCGUACCAACUCAGUUCUUCCCAAAAGACGAAUCAGAAGACAAGUGGUUUAGCGAACUUCCUGGUGGACAUAUGUUGAAGUAUGCCGACGAUGUACAAAUGACUUUCCUACGUCUCCUCUACACAAAAGCCCAACAGAAGUUCACAUUUAAAUGCGAGAAGACAGUAGCCUGGUACGACAGUGCCAAUAAGAACCACGGUAGCGCCAUUGCUCUGCUCGGGGACAACGAGGACGAACUAGAGACAAAGAACUUCGACAGGUCCGCCGUCGUUGAUGACGGUUGCAAAAGCCGAGACUCAAGUGGCUCAACAGUUUUCAACUACGUAACAAGCAAAACGAGCCAACUCCCUAUAGUGGAUUUCAAGCCGAAGGAUUACGGAAAACCCCAACAGCAAUUUGGGUUCGAACUCGGACCAGUAUGCUUUGGUUGAUGUUUCGUUGUCUCUUUUACAGCAAUCAAUAAUGUGAUUUAGUUAAUGUAAGAAUUUGUUGAUAGAAACUAUGGUAACAAUCAAUAUGAAAAGCGGUUUUCAUUUUUUUUAAAUUAAAUCAAAUCACUGGUAUGGUCAGAACGAUCGUCGAAACACAACGUGCAUGAAAUAAAGAUUCGUCUCAUUAUCACUCAAUAUUAUCUUUAUUACUUAUAAAUCAUUAUUAUUGUGGAAUUUAUUACAAUCCAAAUGUCAAAUAUAUGGUUGGUUAAUAAAAGAUUGAAUGAAAGAAAGAAAUGCAAUAAACAUGUUUUAUAUUUCUCACAAUUUUUAUUCUGUUACAAGUAAUAUAUGCAUUAAAAAAUUCUUUCAACUGACAACAAAAAAGAAAAAACGUUAAAAGAAAUUCAUAAGACUGCUUGGUUGGUAACAACGGGCUCAAUUACAUUGUCUGACACAUUCAAACACCAUUUUUUGGCUUCUUCAAUGAAACUUGCAAUGGCUUUUCAGCAAAGGUAACACCAUUGAGCUGCUGAAUGGCGUAGAGAGCUUCUUGGUAAUCAAACAUAGUCACAAAUCCAUAAUUCUUGCCUCUAUUUUUAUCUUUAUCUUGCACGACUGCAAUCUUCUUGAUGGCCCCAUAUGGUUGGAAAAGUUGCCAGAGAGAUCUUUCAUCUGCCUCUGUACCAAUGUUAUAGACAAACAGAACGUAUUCAUUGUUGUUAGGGAAAGCUGCAGAAAUGUCUCCAACCUGUCCAUUGAUAGGAUUAGUACCUGAAAUGGUGUAAGUCGAUAAAGGAUUAUAACGUUGAUUGAUGGUGUUUGAUCUCAACGGACCUCCUCCGAAUACUCCUUGGUAACCAACUCCAAAGUUAUUUAUCGUCGAAACUUGUUGGCGGCCUAGAACAGAUGAAGCAACAGCUGUUUGCAAUCUGGCCCUCUGUUGCUGAGCUAGUGCCAGACCUGCGGGUUGGAUGACUGAAUUAUUUCUUAGUGAACCUGGGACUAUUCCCAACAUCAGGGCGUGUUGUUGCAUUUUUUGGGCUUUGUUAUCUUCAGCGAAUUUAACAGAAAGUGCUUGAGUGUAACCCUGCGGUGCUUUCCCAUUCAUAUUUUCAACUGCAUGUGUUGCCUCAUCUCGAGUGUUGAACAAUACAAACCCAACGCCUCGUGACAUGCCAGUGUGUUGAUCCAGGAGAACACGGGCUGAGAUUAUGUUACCAAACGGACUGAACAGCCUUUCUAAAUCAUUGUUAUCAAAAUUUUUGGGAAGAUACUUGAUGUAAACAUUGGCUCCCUUUAUGUUUUCGCCUUGUCUGGCAUAUGCUACCUUGAUGCGUUUGUUCUGAAGAGUUAGACCAUCUAACGCCUCUAUUGCUUUUGCUGAAUCACUUUCAUCAAUGUACUCAACAAAUCCGAAUCCAUAGCUUAUAUGGGUUGACUUGUCUCUGAUAAUUUUGCACGACUUAACGGGACCAACGCGACUAAACAGUGAUGCAAACUCUUCAUCGGUGAGGUUCUGCGGCAGAAAAUUGACAAUUAAAUUGUAAGGACUGUAUUUCUGUUCCAUUGAAAUGUUCAUUGAUGUUGAUGAUGAUAAUAAUAAUCAAAAUAGUAAAUAAAUUGACGUAAGAUGGUUCCUUGUUCAAUUGGCUGAUCUUCAUUGUUUUGAGUAAAAUAAAUAAAUAAAAAUAAAUAAAUAAAGUAAAAUAAUAAUUAAUAAAUAAAUGGGUGAUAUUAAUGGAAAAAAAA
Messenger RNA from Helobdella robusta, 6600 nucleotides. RefSeq lists its product as hypothetical. The coding region runs from base 1 to 4848 and encodes 1615 amino acids. NCBI's taxonomy places the organism in Eukaryota, Metazoa, Annelida, Clitellata, Rhynchobdellida, Glossiphoniidae. Gene Ontology annotation, molecular function: extracellular matrix structural constituent. The transcript has 56 exons. The record is from RefSeq and is a predicted model, not a curated record.